Monosiga brevicollis MX1 is the source of this 1638-nucleotide messenger RNA. RefSeq lists its product as uncharacterized. Lineage: Eukaryota; Choanoflagellata; Craspedida; Salpingoecidae. Gene Ontology annotation, cellular component: actin cytoskeleton; cytoplasm. The record is from RefSeq and is a predicted model, not a curated record. Gene Ontology annotation, molecular function: actin filament binding; protein-macromolecule adaptor activity. The transcript has a single exon. Bases 65 to 1564 code for a protein of 499 amino acids. Gene Ontology annotation, biological process: actin filament bundle assembly; cell migration; establishment or maintenance of cell polarity.
CGAGCUUGUGCACCUUGUUUUGCUUUCGACUUCCGGUUUCCGGCUUUGUUUGCGACCGCCAAUCAUGACCAUGCCUACGCAUCCGGGCCAACUCCUCCCGUGGGCUUUUGGCCUCCGCAACCAUGAGGGCUUGUACCUGACGGUCGAACCCUUUGGCAACCGCAUCAACGUAAGCAGCAAGGUGAUGAAGAACAAACAGAUCUUUGUCUUUGAGCAACCCGAUGGCGCGGGCUCGACGGUCGCCCUUCGUACGCACCAGGGUCGCUACCUCAGUGCCACCUCUGAUGGACGCCUGGAGUCCACUGCUGAGAGCAUUGGUGAGAAUGAGCGUUUUGAACUGGUCCCGGAUGAUAGUGGCCGUUUUGCCCUUCUCUCCAGCGCUGGCUUUUACGUGGGUGGCCAUGGAGAACACGUCGACGCCUACGGCCGCACCCUGGCUGAAGACCGUUAUUUUCACUUGAACCUGGCUCUGCAUCCGCAAAUGAACAUCUGGAAUGUCAACCGAAAGACCUUUAUGCACCUCAACGCGGAUGGUCAGCGGGUGACCACGGACGAGGUCAUUCCCUGGGGGGACGAUGCGGUCAUGUCGCUGCAAUUUGUCGAGGAGACCAACCGCUACACCAUCCAGGCAGCCAACGGCAAGUUCUUGGACCAGUCUGGCAGUCUGGUCGAAGAGGCUGGCCCGACCGCUCAGUAUGGACUUCGUCUCCUCGGCGGCCAAGUGGCUUUUCAGGCCGCCAACGGUCGAUUCCUGUCCAGCAUUGGCGGCGACGGCGUUUGCAAGGCCACCAAACCUGGACCUCCCGGCAAGGACGAGCUGUAUGUGUUCGAGGACAGCCAACCUCAGAUCAAAAUGACGGCUUGGUUCGGUAAGAAGGUGUCCGUGGCCGUCGGCACGGCCAUCCUGGCCAGCCAAUCCCAGACCGGCGAUGCCGAACAGUUUCAGCUCGAGGUGGGCGAUGACGGUCGUUGGGCGUUGCGCACCCACAAGAACCUGUUUUGCUACAUCAAUGGCAAUGGCGACCUGAUGGGCGACUCUGAAACCAAGACGCAGCCCGAGGCACGCUUUCAGCUCGAGUUUUUCAAUGAAAAACUGGCGCUGCGUGCCAGCAAUGGCGCCUACAUCACGGCCAAGAAGAACGGAAGCAUGGCGGCCAACGGCCACGAGCCCACAGAGGAGGCUCUGUUCGUGUACGAGAUGACCAAUCGCCCCCGCCUUGUCCUUCGCACCAAAUACGGCUUUCUCAACAUGGCAGGUGAGGAGACGGGCAACCUCAUGUGCAAUCGCGCCCAGCCCACCGUCUUCCACAUGCACGUCAAGGCCGGCCACUGCCAGAUCAAGGGCCCCAAUGGUCGCUACUUUGCCCCCAGUGAUGAUUAUUCCAAGCUGGCAGCCACUUCCGUGGAGCCCACAUCCCUCUUCCUUGAGUUUGUCUCCCUUUCCAAGUUUGCUAUUCGCGUCCCAGGCCCAGCUGGCGAAACAAAAUACGCCAAGGUGCACCAAAACGGUGCUGUAUCGGCAGAUGCCACCCGCAUCGACGAGUCGACCCUGUUUGAGUAUUAAAACCAACGCUGCCAUUUACCUCUUUUGCGUGUGAGCGAAACAUCUUUACGCAGCGUGAUAAUUGAUAGGAGCAC